Paraglomus occultum is the source of this 4337-nucleotide messenger RNA. The record is from the annotation of a GenBank genome assembly. Lineage: Eukaryota; Fungi; Glomeromycota; Glomeromycetes; Paraglomerales; Paraglomeraceae.
ACAGAUUGAACGAGAGCGCUUUGUCAAAAUGUCUGCAACAAUACAAUGCGCUUUUUGACAAUACGCGUACAUGGACUAAUCUAUCUUGUGAAAGCUCGUUAAUACGAAAGUCAUGUUAUCAUUUGAUAAAAACUUUAACGGUUAAAUGGCCAAUUAUUAUUGAAGAACGAUUAGAAUCAUUGAGCACAACAUAUUUAAGCAAAGUCUUUAGUGAUAAAGAUACCAGUAUUCAUAGUGAACUCUGGGAAUCUCUAUUAAUAUUUACUAAAGCGUUCCCGCAGAGUUGGAUGAUUGCCAGUAAGAAAAAGCCUAUGCUGCCAAAACUUUACGCAUUUCUUCGCGCUGGAGGUUAUGGCUCCAUUAGUGUCACCUAUCCAAGCUUACUUGUUUUAGUGGACAGUCUUCCUUCGCAAAUCAUUGCUGCGAGACCUAAAUUUUACGACGAGUUUUUUGGUGACUUUUGGAAGGGUUUGUCCGGCACGGUUAUUGAUCAUACAAAUUCUGGGACGUUUAUAAGCGCUUAUUGUGAGUGUCUUGUAUAUUUUAUUGUAAAACUGAGCAAGACUUAUAAUGAAGCUGAUAUUCUGAAAACGUUAAUAGAAGAAAAGUUUUUCGGGGUUGUUGAAUUGUAUCUUGUUGAUAGUAAGUCUUCUGGCAAAUUCCGGACGAAUCAACUUUGUUCCGCUGUCGCUCAAUCAUCUUUGGACGGAAACAAAGAACUUGAUUUCAGUGUCUACUUCAGUGAAGUCUGCCAAAGGUUGGCCGAUCUGUUGUCUUGCAUUAAUACAAAAACUAUCGAAGUCGGAAAUGACAGAACUGAUGCUCAUUUAAUAGUGUACGAUUUUGUCGAAAAGAUAUUUAUUUUCGCGUUGUCCAAGUCAACGGAGACUAGUGAGAAACUACUCGGGCUUAGUUUGAUUAUUUCUAGAUUGAUUAAAAGCUUUCCUCAAGUGACAUUCGAAAGGCAACUGACAAAAGACGCUAUCGGUACUUUUAUCAGUGAUGAUUUUCAUAGACUUGUGAUUAAUGCACCGGAACCAGUCUUGGAUCAUUUAUUCGACAUUUUUUUGCUGUAUUUGGCGCAGUGUGAUGAUAAGCUGUCAUUACAGAUAUGGAAUGCACUUGUAGAUGUAAUAAUACAGUUGAACGACAGGACAAGGAAGUUGAAUUGUUUCCUUCUUGCCAUUGAUAAGACCAACGGGAUGAAAUUAAGACAGACGCUAUAUAAUGACAAACUAGCUGCAUUCGUAAUAAAAGUGUCCACCGAAUUAGAAGAUGGCGAGGAUACACUCUUGGCCGAAUAUGAGCGUGUUAUAAUUUCUUCUCUAAAGUCUGAUGUGUGCAUAAUAUCGAAGCAAACAAGACAAAGUAUCCUGGAUCGUGUAUCAAUGGUACUUGCCAAUUCUUCGAAGAUACACUAUACGUCCGAGGAUAUUCCAUCAUCCAUGAAAUCGACUACUAUAUCCAUUUUGCGCAUUUGCAAUGCGCUGUUGAACACAGACCAAAACUUUAUCAAGUUUUUGUUUGAAUUUAACUAUGCGUCAAUCAUUGCAUAUAUAUAUGAACUUUCCUUCAUGAAAGCACAUGGUCAAUUGGAUGAGGGAUAUGUGAAUACGGUGGUUGACUUAUCGAAAUCCUCUUGGAAACUAGCUUGUCAGGCGUUGGAACAGAAAGAAAUGUUAGGUGAUAUUAUUUGUGAGAAUGUAUUUUUAUCAUUAUUGGAUAUUCGAUAUGCAUCUAGCCCCCUAGACUUUACGCACAGACUAACGACCUUGAUCGCGGAUUUGUUUGACAACGAACACUUCUACAAACAAAGAUUUGUUGAAAAGCUUCUCAUUAACAACCAGCAAUGGCGAGAUAUUAGUCUCCCCUUCGUUUCACUGCCAGUUGAUUCAACUCUGGCUAUUCUUUAUGAUUCAAUAGCAGUGACACCGACUACUGCUUCUGACCGCAUGCCAAUUAAGGCUAUUCAAUAUGAUAUAUACGGACUAAGUCUAUAUGGAAGGGUUGGACUGUUUAUGAUAGACAUUAUCAAUAGUAUUGGCGUCUCCGAAUUCUUUUUUGGGCAAGAUCUUAAAGAGACACAUACAGCUACCAGUCGUCAUUUUGUUGUACUAGAAUUACUACUAAUGCACAUACUUUCAGAUGUAUAUGGUGCUCAUAUUCAAAGUCCACAUGUAUGGGACGCAACCAGUGUUGAAAGGGGUAAUUUUCAUGGAUUCAAAACCUUUUUAGAGGAGGUUAAUUCAAUAGCAACAGAAUAUGUCAAUCGGCAAAAUCAACACAUGCAGUUUAGUAUUAAGAAUCUUAUCGGACGGUUAAUAACAGGCGAACAUAAUGAACCGGACGCUUCCGUGAACCUAAACACAUUGCUUAUAGAAUCUACUAGUCGGUCGAAAGGAGAGAAAGGUCAUUAUUGGAACAGAGUAUCGGAGAGACUAUGUCAAAUUAUUUUAAAAGAAUCAAACGUACAGACUAUUGAAGCCGAAGAAUUUAUAGAUGCAUUAAUGUCAGACGUGUGCAAAGUCUCUGCCGAUACGAAGAUAGCCUUCAUACUAUCAUUGAAAUCCAUUUUAAACCUAUCUUCCAGGUUUAAAACCUUACAAUGUGAUAUAGCAGGAAGAUUAAACGAGAUGGAAGCGGCGGACAUAUUUGAUAAUAACUCGGAUGAGAGUAAUGGUCAUACACUCUUAUCUCUUUUGGUAGCCACAACGAAGAAGUCCGAUACAUAUUUCCUGCGACCAGAUGACGCUCUAACUCUAAUAAAUACUUUUAGAAAAUGGUAUGAAAAUUACGGGACCACGUCCCAAUAUAUCAAUGCACAGAUCAGUAUAGCUAGACUGCUAUAUUUGAUAGUCGACACUGUACAAGAAUCACCAGGGUUGCACUGGGAGUUUGUAUUUACGCGUAUUGAAAACUGGCUACAGAAUGAUGAGGAUUUGGUUCUUCGGUAUGAAGCCAUUAAUCUGUUUAACAGGUUAAGUGUAUUAAGUGCCGCAGCGAGCAAAUUUUCUGCCGAUAUUGAGGAUGAAUCUGCAGCUCAAUCAGAGAUUACACUAUCAGAUGCAUUGCAUAAGCAUCAACCGACGAUAAGCAAUUGCCUACUCAGUUAUUUAUUACAAGAACGUGCACAUGCGAAUACAAUUUUCUCCAAGCAAUAUUCAGCAUACCUCAAUAUUUUGAGUGAGGCAUGUUAUAAUAUACCAAGGAGCGUCAUUAGAAAGAAAUCAACAGAGUUAUAUGAGUUACUUGAUAUCUCACAUGAAGUCGUGCAGAAAUGUACUUAUAUGUUACUCCGAGACAUAAUCAUUGAGGCUGUAGCAAGAAGGUCUGAGCAAAUGGAAAUCAAUGAAAUCGCCGGAGUCAAUUCGAGGGUUCCAGUGGAAGCAAAGAUCGACGAGGCAUUGGUAUCAUUAAUCAAGCAAGGGCAUGAAAGUGAUUUGAUAAAAGUACUUAGCGGUAAUCGCGAAAUACUGUCGGUUCAUCGCACAUUUAGUUAUUUGCUAUCCGCACUGCUGCUCUUUGAUCACUUCAGGAAUGCCACAUACAAAUAUAAAUCGCAGUUUAUCACAUUGUUGAAAGAAUUAGAUAUAUUAUCAGGAUUCCUACCAUUUAUAUUCCAAGCACUAGGUCUUGUCUCUCCGUCAACACCUUACGAUCUUUCCAAAUGGGAUGUUACCGAAUUCUACGUCGAAGCCUUUGAAAUCGACCUUUUCGAAGAUCUUGGUUUCCCACUCCUCUCCGCUCAUAUCUACCACCUCUCUCUUGUUCACGUUCCAUCACUCGUUCGCAAUUGGUGGACCUAUUGUAAAAAACGGCAACUCACGAUCGCUGUCGAUUCGUACACUGAAAAAUACUUCAGUCCCAUUAUUAUUAAACAACAGCUAGACAAUCUCCAACGCGAAGACGUCAAAUCUCAGCUACAAGAUGAUAAAUUUUCAAUAAGAAUUUCCCGUGGGACCAAUGAAGUCAUUGCCGUGGUAAACGUUGAUGAAAGCGUGACAGAACUGAGCUUACGCAUGCCGGGAAGUUUUCCGUUGAAAUUAGUUGAAGUGGGACGAGCUGAGAGGAUGGGGAUGGCAACGGUUAAGGACUUGGUCUGGGGUAGAUUGCCAGUCGAGACUUUGGUUAAUUCUCAGGAUGGUAACUUGGAAGCCGCGUUGAGCAUAUUCAAACGCAAUAUCGAAAGUCAUCUCGAAGUGGUUCCGGACGUCAAAUUCAACAAGUUGUCCUCUAUGUCGAAGACUGUUUUAAACGAAAAAUGCUUUCAAUUAUUCGCAUUAUCAUUGUUGGGAUUAGAGAGAUUAUAUGCUGGAUUGAAGUAUUCCUCGAACUAA